Molecule: messenger RNA, 1450 nt
Organism: Aspergillus homomorphus CBS 101889
Lineage: Eukaryota; Fungi; Ascomycota; Eurotiomycetes; Eurotiales; Aspergillaceae
Product: putative male sterility domain-containing protein
Exons: 2
Coding region: 1-1308 (435 amino acids)
Biological process (GO): long-chain fatty-acyl-CoA metabolic process
Cellular component (GO): peroxisome
Molecular function (GO): alcohol-forming very long-chain fatty acyl-CoA reductase (NADP+) activity
Source: RefSeq, a predicted model, not a curated record
AUGUGGGACUACUACGCAGGAAAGUCGAUCCUGAUCACAGGAGCCAGCGGCUUCCUCGGAACAGCACUCGUUCACCGUAUUCUUUCCCAGGCUCCCGGUUCCCAUUUGUACUUGAUUUGCAGAAGCGGACCGGCAGUCAUAGAGGAACAAUGGAGACAACAUCUUGCUCCGAAAUUGAUCGAGAUCUUGUACGAUCCUCAAACUGUCACUCUGCUGCAAGGAGAUAUCACACUGCCGCAGAUGGGGCUUAGCGAUGAAACAGCAAGCAUGAUCCAAAGUCGAGUCGACAUCAUCAUCCACGCCGCCUCUACCAUCAAUCUAGCACAACCCCUCCACCGCAUUUCCGAUCCAAUCAUAGCCGCCAGCGUGAAAAUGGCCGACUUCGCCAUGCAAUGCAAGCAGCUGCAACGCUUCGUUUACGUCUCAACGGCAUACACCAACUCAUUCCUCAGUGCAGAAACCGACCAGGUCGACGUCCACAUCGACGAGGCAAUGUACACACUGGCCAAGGGCCACAACGGAGACGCGUGGGACGAAUGGGCUGAGAUCCAGCAGGACGGGUCCAGCGAGGAGUUCAGACGACACGAUUUCCCCUGGCAUUAUGCAUAUGCGAAGCAUCUCACCGAGCGUCUCCUUCUUCGCAUCUUCACAGACGCGAACCAAGCCGAGAAGCUGCUUAUCCUACGCCCCUCAAUCGUAUCUCCCGCACAGACGUUUCCCUACAAAGCAUACUGCAUGCCAUUCUCCACCCCGGGCGUCAUGAUAACAGCCGGGGUCCUGCUCUGUCCGUCUAGGCGUUUACUCAUGUCCUCCAAGGCCGAAGACCCCAACACCCAGGCCACCAUCGACGAAGUCCCCGUAGAUGUAGUUGUAGACCGACUCCUCGCCCAUCUGGCGGCGGGCUCGCACGGACCGGUCCAUGCCGUCAGCGGCAAGAACGCGCGUUUCACCAUCGAUACCUACUGGAGCGAAGCAAUGAGAUAUCGCCAACUUCCGUGGUCGAUGCAGCCCGCAUGGACGAAGGCCAACUGGCACUCGCGGAUAUUGCACCGACUUGCACGCAUAUACGUGAUCUUUGGCACCUCUUAUGACUUUGACGAUGCCAAGACUAUCGACUUAUGGGAACGCCUGGAGAUGGAGCAUCGGGCGGGACUGGAGCUGUUCACAAGGGGUUACGGGAAAGAUUAUGAGAUCGGAUCGCGCAUGCAUCACGUGCUGUCUGUCAUGAACAGGCUGAGCAGGCGGCAUUGGCUCGUGUGGAUAUUGCUUUGGUUGUUUUAUACCUCGUCGGCUCUAUCUUCAACCUGAACCGGCUGGUUGUCCCCACUGCCAGUGGAUCGAUGGCGGUUGAUCCCGGCUGGCGGCCCGAGCCAGGAAGGGUACGUGUGGUACAGCCGGGGCCACUUCUUUCAUAACCGGCUAUAGAGGUUAGCGCUAUAGUAAAUUUAUU